AAUUUGGCAUUUCCACUAAACCAGAAUAUCCUUAUUAUUUUAAAUUCAAUUUGCCCUGAUUAGGUGGCAGCCGUGAAAAUCAUUUAUUUUAUUAUCUUCAGAAAUCCAAAUUUUGAAUAGUUUUGUAAAAUAAAAAUUUUGAAAAAUAUUCUUUAAAUUAAAAAAAUCUUUUAAUUACAUUAUUUGGUGCUAAUUUGAAAAUAAAAUUAUGGAAACAAAGAGAUCAACAACUAUCAAGCAUUUCCGAAACGUUGCCGAAUUUAGUAAAUUUUUAAAACGUCCGGAAACGAAACUUGUUGGCUUUUUUGAAAAAGAAAGUGAUUUAUUAUCAAUUUUCUCUGAAUAUGCUCACAGUAUGGAUAAAAGGUUGCGUAUUGGCUACUGCACAGAUUCUGAUAUUCUGAGGUUGUACGAAGAAACAAAUGCAAUAAUAAUUUUCCGCGAUCCUCAAUUACAAAACAAAUACGAACCAUCAACAGUUAAGUUCGAGGGUAAUACCCUACAAGAGUUGAAAGAAUUUGUGAAAAAGAAUUUGCAUGGAUUGUUCGGUCACCGUACUCGCAAAUCUGCUCGAGAUUUCAAAGCCCCAUGCAUCAUUGCAUAUUUUGAUGAAGAUUUAGUGGAUAAUCUUGACAAAAUUAGUUACUGGCGUAAACGUAUCUUAAAGGUCGCACGGAUAUUUGCUGGACGAAUCAAUUUUGCCUUUUGUGAUAAGGAAGACUUCCCAGAUGAGGUUGGGGAAUUUGAUUUCGACUUUGCUGAUGGAAAUCCGUUGAUAUUAGCUCAUGACAGUAGCCACCGAACAUUUAGGAUGACGGACGAAUUCUCCUUCGAUAACUUACGUAAUUUCGCCACAAAACUGGAUAAUGGCGGGCUUGAAUCCACUAUAUCACAGGAGUCCAUUCCACUGAUGGAUUCACACGUUAAAGUCGUGGGUGAUGAAAGCUUUGAGGAGCUCGUACUUGAGAAUGGCAAGGAUACUCUUGUAGGGAUAUAUGCCCCUUGGUGUGCUGACUGCGAAUUCUUGAAUCCAGUGUUUGAAGAAAUCGCAGAGAAACUAAAAAAAGAAGCUGUUUCAAUUGUACAAAUUGAUGAUACUGUUGUCACACCACCAAAAGCUUUCCAAUCUCCAUUUUAUCCCAGUAUCCUUUGGCUCCCUAAGAAUGAUAAGUCAGAACCACAGCCAUAUACUGGACGUCGCCAAGUUCACGAUAUUAUUAAAUUUAUUGCUGAGAAAGCGACCAGUGAGCUGAAUGGUUAUGACCGCGAGGGGAAUGAAAAGCCUAAAAGAAUACAAACUGUUACAAAGAAAGUAAUGAAGAUUUGAAAUAUUUUAGUGAUUACAGCACCAAUGAUUGCUGGGGGUUUUUACAAUUUUACGGGUAGACCCAAUCUAUGUGUAAAUUGAGCUAAAGUAGUCUACUUCCUCUGUGGCAAUUUAACACGUAUAGAAGGGUGUUCAGCAGAAACCCAUAUUCAAUUCUUUCUUUCUUUAUAUUUCUUUAUAAAAUCAUUUUUAAAAAAUUUAUUUUAUGUAUUUUAAAUCAAAUUUCUAU
Molecule: messenger RNA, 1556 nt
Organism: Hermetia illucens (black soldier fly)
Lineage: Eukaryota; Metazoa; Arthropoda; Insecta; Diptera; Stratiomyidae
Product: protein disulfide-isomerase A3-like
Exons: 3
Coding region: 209-1327 (372 amino acids)
Biological process (GO): protein folding; response to endoplasmic reticulum stress
Cellular component (GO): endoplasmic reticulum
Molecular function (GO): protein disulfide isomerase activity
Source: RefSeq, a predicted model, not a curated record